This is a messenger RNA of Paramecium tetraurelia, 2541 nucleotides long. RefSeq lists its product as uncharacterized. The record is from RefSeq and is a predicted model, not a curated record. The transcript has 5 exons. Gene Ontology annotation, biological process: intracellular protein transport; Golgi organization; intra-Golgi vesicle-mediated transport. Lineage: Eukaryota; Ciliophora; Oligohymenophorea; Peniculida; Parameciidae. Gene Ontology annotation, cellular component: membrane; COG complex; cis-Golgi network.
AUGUAAAUCAAUAUUGUAUAGUGGGAAUAAAGCAAUGCUUUAACUCUUCAAGAAUAAGCUAUUAUUGAUUAAAUAGAAAAUUUGCAGCAAAAGGCAUCUUUAGAGAAAGAUAAACCCACUAAUUUUAAAUUUUAUAAGAAACACGACAAGAAAAAUGACGACUUUUUUCGAUUAGAAAUAAUAUAAGGUUAAUAUUAAUAGAAAUUAUCCUCCCUUUAAAGCAUAACAAAGAAUUUAGAGAUAAUAUGUGAUUAGUUGAAGAAAUUGAAUGAUGACAAAGACAAGAUUGUAUAGAAAAUUAGUUAAUUUCAUCAAGAAGCCAAUAUUCAUAUAAAUAAAUAAAAAGAAUUAUUAGAAUAUCAAUUUCAAAUACAAGAAAACAUACAAUAUUACUACAAUAUUUAGAAAAUUUCAAGGGACUUAGAGAGUGAUGAUAGAAAGGAAAUUAAUUAUUAAGUAUUAAUUAGUGAAAUUCAAGAAGGCAUAAUUUUCUUUUCCUCAAAACCUAAUUACUACCAGAGCGACAAAUGCAUCAUACAAUAUUAAUAAUUGAAGAAAAGGUUAUUAGGUACUUGCAAAAGCUCCUUAAUGAAACUUUUAAAUAAAGAAUCGUAAUUUAUCAAUUAAAAGUUUUCCCAAUUGAAAGACUUAGUUUGUGUGUUUUAUCCUCCAAGGUUCUUUGGUUAUUCUGAAUUUAAUGAGGAGGAGAAUGAUAUCCUUUAACCAAACCCAUUAAAACUAUAAUUUUUAUAGAUCAUUUUCCCAUAAUUGAUCCCUUAAUUGAAAUUGAAGGAUGUUUAACAGAAAAACAAUUAUUAGUACGAAGAUGAAUUUUUGAAAUUCAGCAUAACAGAAUAAAUGAAAGAUCUUUUUCUUUACAUCGAGUCUCAAAUUUAAGGGGAUUAGGACCUUUAUUCUUUGUAUAAUGAUGUCUUUUUAUAGUACAACUUUUACAAUAGAUUAAAUUUACAUCAAUAAAUAAAUGAAUUAAUUAAUAAAUAAUCCAAUAAUCUCAAUUAAACAGGUUAGAUUCUCUAUAAAAUUAAUCAAAGUCUAAUUUAAUAAAAAUUAGUUAGUAAAUAGCACCUAUAGAAAUAAUAAGAAAUACUUUUAUUUGAAGCAUUAUGUGGGAUAAUAUUUGAAACUACUGUAAUUGAAGCAUUUUAUUCAAGAAUAUUUUUCAGAUUAAAUUUAAGAAUCGUUAAGGAGAACGAUAAAUAACAUUUAUCAAGAAUACUUGAUAACUAUUAUUAAACAGUAAGAAUGUUUUUGUAGAAAAUCUAUAAUUUAGAUUAAUUAGUCAUGAUUAGUGAAUCAUUAUAAUAAUUGAAAAAUCACACUGCAAAAGUAUUUUAGAAAAUAAAAGAGAACUCAUUAGAUGAAAAAGAUUAUUUAUUCCCAAUAUUUCAAAUAAUCUCAUAAGGAAAAGAUCAAUCAUAAAUUGUAGAAUGCUUUUAGAAUUACUUAAAUAUUUUUACAAACUUAUUUUUAGAGAAAAUUAAUUUAGAUAUUAUUCACAAAUCAAUAUAAUCAUCAUAGGUUCAAAUUCAAUAGAAAAUAUAUUAAUAUUCUCCAAAAGAUUACAUAAGACAAAAGUAAAAAUUAACAAUUCAUAAAUUCUUAAAAACUUAACCAAUUCCAAAAGGAUACGAGAUUUAAAGAAGUGAUCUUUAUCCCGCAGUGAUAUUCGGUUUAGAUCUCAUAACUAAAAUGCAAAGAUCAGUAGAUUAAGUUAUUUUUAGAUAAUUAGCUGGAGAAACGCUUAGAGAAAUCAAUUCUCAAUUGAAGCUAGUAGCAGAACAAUUUGACGUAAAAUUUGAUAGUUACAUUUUUUACUUAAAGAAUAUCAUCUAUUUAUGUGAUGGUUUGGCAUAAUAAGGUGGAGACUAUAUAGUAAAAGAAAGUGAACUUGAUUUUAGUGAAACAAAGGCAGUUUUACUUUAAUUAAUUACAGGAUAAUUAAGGCCAGAAAUUUAGUGGGUUGAAUUAACAUCACCUGAAAAAUUAUGGACUUACAUUACUAAUUUCUUUUAAUUUGUCUAUAAAGGGAUGCCUAAAAUAAAUUAAUAUGAAGUUGAUUGGAAGAAUAAUCUUAUGAAUCAAAAGAAUUUGAUGCUCUUUUAAUUUGUUAAAGACAUGACUUUUAUAGUUGCGAAAACUUUAAUUUAAUACAUUAGAAAUUAUUAAUAUUUAUAGCAUAAAUUAGUAGAAGAAAAGGAUGAAUAGAAAUUAGGAUAAGCAGAAAAGGAUUUCAAUUUACUAAUAUCGCAAAGUUAAAUUAAAAGGUCUUAUUCGCUAUUUUAUGAAAACAUAAUUGAUUUCAUUUAGGAGAUAAAUCUUAAGCUGAAUAACUAUCUAGAAAAAAGCACUUUUGAUUAGAUAUAAAUUUACAUUACAGAAAUUAUCUAGAAUUCCUUAUCGUUGCUAAGUUAAUUUUAUAUCAUCGUCUCUAAACAUUAUGGAGGAGAGGAAUAUGAAAAUUUUUAAUUUAAUUCUUCGGAAGAGAUAAUAAAAUAUAUAAAAAUUGAAUAUUUUGAUUGA